Molecule: messenger RNA, 659 nt
Organism: Racocetra persica
Lineage: Eukaryota; Fungi; Glomeromycota; Glomeromycetes; Diversisporales; Gigasporaceae
Source: the annotation of a GenBank genome assembly
AUGUUCACUUCUGGUAACCUCAUAUUUAUUUCAGGCAAAUAUAUAGUUGAGAAUUCUGAACAGUAUAUUACUAUCAUAUAUGCCAGUAUUAUCAAUACUGGAAAUCCUAACUGUGAAUUUGAUAUGAGUGAUGUUCCUCUAUGCAUACCUCACUGUAUGUUUUCAGUGAUUGCUAAUCGUAAACCUAAAGAAAUUGAGGAUUAUAUUCAUUUUGGUGUGGAAAGUGUCAAGUACAACUCUGUCACUGGCACUCCUGCUGUUAAAAUGCAGAUGACGUUUUUAAAGUCUGGCCAAAUAAUCAUCAAAACAACCGAUAUCAACUAUUUGAAAACCUCAAACUUAAAUUAUAAUGCUUCUAAAAAUUCUACUUUGAUAGCUUCUAGGCCUCAUUCGAUUAUUGAUGUUAUUGCAAAUGAUAUUGAAUCUACCACUACUCAAACACCGUUUAAACAUACCAAACCCUCCACUUCAAUCAAAUCUAAUGAUAUUAGUACUUCUAAGUCGUCAGAGACCUCUGUUGAAGCUGUUGUUGUAGUUGAUUCUUCUCAUGAGAACAAAAAGUCAAGUUAUCAACCAGACUAUAUUGAUUUGGAUGCUCAAGAUAACAAAAAAGCCAAUAUAUCAGAUAUUGAAGACAAUGAUAAGAUGGAAUACUCACG